Messenger RNA from Zasmidium cellare ATCC 36951, 1464 nucleotides. RefSeq lists its product as uncharacterized. The transcript has 4 exons. Gene Ontology annotation, molecular function: RNA binding; ribosome binding; translation elongation factor activity. Bases 1 to 1464 code for a protein of 487 amino acids. Gene Ontology annotation, biological process: positive regulation of translational elongation; positive regulation of translational termination. The record is from RefSeq and is a predicted model, not a curated record. NCBI's taxonomy places the organism in Eukaryota, Fungi, Ascomycota, Dothideomycetes, Mycosphaerellales, Mycosphaerellaceae.
AUGUCAAGUGAGCAGGCGGGCAGUGAUGACGACGAUUCGAAUUCGCCAUGGGGCGAUCCUGCGAACGCAAUUUGGGAGGCCUUCAAGUCGAGUCCCGAGCUCGUCACGCUGGAUUUCGACGCCCGAGUUCCAGUCCCGUUCAGCGUCUUUCCCUCAACAUACAAGAAUCAAGAGGAGACUGCCGAAGUCAAGACUGACGAGCGCGUAACUGUUGAAGGCGCUGGACGGGAAGAUCGACGUGAGCGAUACACCUCUCAAGCCGGCCCUUCUUCCCGUCGAGACGACCGCUACCGCGAGGACAUCCGCAUCUCUGAACAAGACCGCUAUCGCUCCGGCAGAGACAACAGGCGCGAGGACAUCCGCAUCACCGAGGAUAACCGCUACCAAGGUAUCGGCCGCAACCAAGAGCAGGACCGCGUCGACACUCGUGUAGAGGUAGACGUUGACCGCCAGCGUUAUCGGGAGCCUUACCAGAGGUACACCGACGCCCAGAUCGACGUUCAGGACCGCACCUACGACCGCGAGUACCCAACCCGUCACACUCCCGCAACCCAAGUCGAUCUCGACACCCGCAUCGACAUUGCCGAGCGGGACUACCGAGACCGUACUACUCCAUUCACCGAGGAGUACAGAGCUUCUCGUGGUUGGCAAGACCAGUCGACCUCCCCACGCGACUACCCAGCCGACGGUUACGCCGAGCGUGACACCGUCCGCUUCGACGACAAAGUAAGAGUCGAAGACCGCACCGUCGACGCACCAGCCGAAGGUCGUCGUCACCGACUUGACAUGGGAUAUUACGACGAGGACGGCCACUACCACUCCUUCCGUCACGGUCUGCACCGCGCUGCUGACCGCGUCCUGCACCCAUUCGAGAGCCACGAGCGUCGUCACCACGGUGGUGUCGUUGAGCGUGAAGAGGACGUUGUUGUCAAGGACCGCGAAGUCACCAUGAGCGCCCCACGCUACUCCGGCGAGCGCGAGUACUCGUCGUCUCGCUACGUUCGCCCAGCCGGUGCCCCCAACACCAUCACCAUCCCCUGCCACCACAUCCGCAUCGGCGACCUGCUCAUCCUGCAAGGCCGCCCAUGCCAGGUCAUCCGCAUCACCACUUCCGCCCAGACUGGCCAGCACCGCUACCUUGGUGUUGACCUCUUCACCAAGCAGCUCCACGAGGAGUCAUCGUUCGUCAGCAACCCAAGCCCAUCCGUCAUCGUCCAGAACAUGAUCGGUCCUGUCUUCAAGCAGUACCGUGUGCUCGACAUCCGUGAUGAUGGCCGCGUUGUUGCCAUGACCGAGACUGGUGAUGUGAAGCAGGGCCUUCCCGUGCUUGACCAGAGCAACCUGCUCAACCGCCUCAUCGACACCUUCAACAACGGUCGUGGCAGCGUUCGUGUUCUCGUCAUCAGCGACGAGGGCCGUGAGCUCGCCGUCGACUACAAGGUCGUGCAUGGUAGCAGACUGUAA